Molecule: messenger RNA, 1491 nt
Organism: Cyprinodon tularosa
Lineage: Eukaryota; Metazoa; Chordata; Actinopteri; Cyprinodontiformes; Cyprinodontidae
Gene: slc25a44a
Product: solute carrier family 25 member 44a
Exons: 4
Coding region: 166-1119 (317 amino acids)
Biological process (GO): branched-chain amino acid catabolic process; transmembrane transport
Cellular component (GO): mitochondrion
Molecular function (GO): branched-chain amino acid transmembrane transporter activity
Source: RefSeq, a predicted model, not a curated record
UAAUGGACGGAAGACAUGAGCAGCAGCAGCAGAACAGGCCGUCCAAAUGUAAUUCAUUAACUCGACUCAUCAGACUCCAAGGACCGGUGAGCUACGUGACUCUUCGGGUAUGGAAGCACUGAGGUUUAGGACAGCGUAGCUGUGGCUUCAAAGCCUGACGGCAGCAUGCAACAGAAAGGUUCCCUCAAGAUCAUUGAAUGGGAGGAUUUGGACAAGAGGAAGUUCUACUCCCUAGGUGUAUUCAUGACAUUGACCACCAGGGCCACCGUUUAUCCAGCCAGCCUGAUCCGGACCCGGCUGCAGGUGCAGAAAGGGAAGGCCUUAUACUCAGGCACCUUUGAUGCUUUCUGCAAGAUCCUGCGAACGGAAGGCAUUGGAGGCCUCUACCGAGGCUUCAUGGUCAACACCUUCACUCUGAUCUCAGGACAGGCGUACAUCACCACCUAUGAACUGGUGCGCAAGUACACGUCGAACUACUCACCGAGCAACACGGUCAAGUCAGUGGUGGCCGGAGGAGCGGCGUCGCUGGUGGCCCAGACCAUCACCGUUCCCAUCGAUAUAGUGUCCCAGCACCUGAUGAUGCAGGGGCAGGGGGAACAUCUGACCCGCUUCAAGGUCAAACCCAAGGUGAUGCUUGCCACAACCAAAUGCAAGCCUACCUUCGGGCAAACGCGGGACAUAACAGUGCAGAUACUGGCAGCGGAUGGUUUCAGAGGGUUCUACAGGGGUUAUGUAGCGUCGCUGCUCACAUACAUCCCCAACAGCGCCCUCUGGUGGCCUUUUUAUCACUUUUAUGGAGAAAAACUGUCCUUAAUGGCACCGAGUGGGUGUCCCCACCUGAUCCUGCAGGCUGUGGCCGGACCAAUGGCAGCAGCUACCGCCUCCACCAUCACAAACCCCAUGGAUGUUGUCCGUGCAAGAGUCCAGGUGGAGGGCCGAUCGUCUGUGGUGGAGACGUUCAAGCUGCUGCUGGCGGAGGAGGGCGUCUGGAUGGUUACCAAAGGGCUGUCGGCUCGCAUCAUUUCCUCCACACCCACCUCUGUGCUCAUCGUGGUUGGAUAUGAGACUCUGAAGAGGCUUAGCCUGCGGUCCGAGCUGAUCGAGACCAGGCACUGGUGAAAGACAACCCUCCAGCUUGACCAAGGCAGUGACCCACAUCUAUCCUACCGUUGCCAUGCAGGAAUAGAGAGUUCGGCAUCUGACCUCAUUUUUCUCUUCUUUUUUUUAUUAACUGUCCUUCAAAUCUGUUACAGAGAUGAAACGAUCCAGAACUGUUUCUGCCGCAUGGCAAAUUAUUAUCCAACCAUCUCCUAUUGUUCCAUCUGUCCUGCAGUCUGGUGUCCAUUUCAUGAAGCAGGUUUAUAGAAAACUCUAAGCAGUCUAAACCUGAACAGGGAAACUGACUUUUCAGCUUCACAAAGAGAGUUUCCUCAACCUCUGAUUCAGUCGCCAUAGUAACAUUCUUCCAGAGCUAACCUGGUCUGGUCUGGU